Molecule: messenger RNA, 534 nt
Organism: Cooperia oncophora
Lineage: Eukaryota; Metazoa; Nematoda; Chromadorea; Rhabditida; Trichostrongylidae
Source: the annotation of a GenBank genome assembly
AUGUUCUCUGGACGAAAAGUGAAAUGGACUCACUUCGGUAAAAAGUACUCGUUACGAAUCAGCGAUUAUGAAAUGGAGUACGCCGACUUAUACGAUGCAUUUAUGAAGAAAGUCCACGAAGUCAGGCCUGAUUUCGAAGGAGCUAUAGCUUAUAUAGACCAGUACGGUAGGCAGGUAAUUGUUAACUCCGACAAGGAUUUACGAGAAGCCAUCAAUCAAUCGAAGGGUAAGCUGAAGCUGCACACCACUCUCGCCGACGGUCAGGUUAUCUCAGCAGCUGAAAUCGCCGGCAGAACGAAUCGUUCACAUAGCGUGCCGCCAACAGCGGAUCGUGGCUAUCACUCAUAUCCACCAGCCAAUUCCCGCUCUCCGUCAUCAAUGGACUCAGCUCCACCUACCUACCGUAAUCGAACCGUAUCACCACCUCCAGCGCCAAUCGCUACCCUCACGAAACAGCAACAAAUGAGCCCCGGAUCUUAUACCACUGGAAUGCAGGAUGCGCCAUUCAUUCGAUUUCCAUUCCAGAACACCUAA